Molecule: messenger RNA, 981 nt
Organism: Choloepus didactylus (southern two-toed sloth)
Lineage: Eukaryota; Metazoa; Chordata; Mammalia; Pilosa; Megalonychidae
Product: olfactory receptor 4F4-like
Exons: 2
Coding region: 1-981 (326 amino acids)
Biological process (GO): G protein-coupled receptor signaling pathway
Cellular component (GO): membrane
Molecular function (GO): olfactory receptor activity; G protein-coupled receptor activity
Source: RefSeq, a predicted model, not a curated record
AUGAAGGAGGUAACUGCAGAGGCUUCUUCCUGGAAUAAGUGGAUAAGUGAAACAAAUAAUUCCAUCGUGACUGAGUUCAUUUUACUGGGACUCUCCAAUUCUCAGGAACUCCAGAUUUUCCUCUUUGUGUUCUUUUUUGUACUCUACAUAGGAAUUGUGUUUGGAAACCUCCUUAUUGUUAUAACUGUGACUUCUGACUCCCAUCUUCACUCCCCCAUGUACUUUCUGCUUGCCAAUCUCUCACUCAUUGAUCUCUGUCUAUCUUCAGUCACAGCCCCCAAAAUGAUUGCUGACUUUUUUCGUAAGCACAAAGUCAUCUCUUUCAAAAGCUGCCUUGCUCAGAUAUUUCUCCUUCACUUUUUUGGUGGGGCUGAGAUGGUGAUACUCGCAGCCAUGGGCUUUGACAGAUACAUAGCAAUCUGUAAACCCCUUCACUACAGCACAAUUAUGCGGAGCAAUGUAUGUGUUGCUAUUGUGGCUGCUUCAUGUGGAAUUGGUGUCUUCCAUUCAGUGUGCCAGUUGGCCUUUGCAGUGAACUUACCCUUCUGUGGCCCGAAUGAGGUGGACAGCUUCUAUUGUGACCUACCUCGGGUCAUCAAACUUGCCUGCACAGACACCUAUAUGUUGGAUAUCAUGGUCAUUGCUAACAGUGGUGUGCUCACGGUGUGUUCUUUUGUGCUCCUAAUCAUUUCCUACACUAUCGUCUUAGUGACCAUCCAGCAUCACCAUUCAGACACGUCAUCCAAGGCUCUGUCCACUUUGUCUGCUCACAUAACAGUAGUUGUUUUGUUCUUUGGACCAUGUAUUGUCAUUUAUGCCUGGCCAUUCCCUAUCAAGUCAUUAGAUAAAUUCCUUGCUGUAUUUUAUUCUGUGGUCACUCCUCUCUUGAACCCAGUUAUAUACACAUUAAGGAACAAAGAUAUGAAGGCUGCAAUGAGACGGCUGAUAAAAUGGAGUAAGAAUCCCAGAGUAAAGUAUUAG